This is a messenger RNA of Nematocida ausubeli, 2307 nucleotides long. RefSeq lists its product as uncharacterized. Lineage: Eukaryota; Fungi; Microsporidia. Bases 1 to 2307 code for a protein of 768 amino acids. The record is from RefSeq and is a predicted model, not a curated record. Gene Ontology annotation, molecular function: glycosyltransferase activity. The transcript has a single exon.
AUGGUAUACAAACCUAUCUUUCUAGGGAUAUCUCUAGGAAUCAAUACAAAAAAACCAUCUCUUGAUCUUUCCAUCUCAAUAAAUGAUGGACUAUUCACAUUAGGAGAAAAGACGUAUUCCUUCGUGAUAGUUAAUAGCACAGCAGAAGGAAUGCGCUCUCCCAUGAUAUCUCCACAGGUAGCCCCCUUCCCAGAGAAAAAUGACGCCUUAGAGAUGGAUGAGAUUAGAGGUCUGUACAUAAACAUUGAGAAACAAAUCAGUCUACCAGCAUACUUUAGCACAGUAAUUGAUAAAAGUGCCCGCAGUGCCCCAAAGUACGGACUGGAGGAAGAAGAGUCUUUGGACUGUGAAGUCUGUUCAGCAGACACUAACGAGCCCAUAUCAGAACAGUCAAUUCCAAUUAGAUGUGCUAGGUUUGCCUCUAGAUCUCCUCCAAUCAUCCGUGCAGGUGAAGAUGUGAUUGAGUGCAAAAUGCCAGAAGACUACCUUCCAAUUGAUAUAUUUAAGGGAGAAGUGGCUUCUGGUCUAAUUAAUAUUUUGAUAAUCACAUUAGACAAAUGGCUGGGAGAGUACACGAGAGAGAAUGCAGUGAAAAUAGUAGGACUUGGUGUGGCAUCAAAUAUAUUGAAUUUAAGUGAGCUAGGGGACAAACUAAAGUCAAUCCUUUGGAAUAAGUAUGAUAUUCUGCCUUGUUUCUUCCCAAGUGACUGUGCUUCAUUGAAGAGUCAGUCUGAGUUCCUUGCAAGAAAAUGUGCGUCUUUGUUUCCAAAUAAUAACCUGACAGUUCUCACAAUUGGAGAGCACAAUAAGGUGGUUGUUGACUCUGGGUACAUUUGGUACUGCGCAGUAGAGCACUACAGGCCAUCCAUAGGCGAAAAAAGUUAUGAGUUCAUGGUUGACCUUUUGAAAGAAUCCAGAGCCAUGGCAGACGAGAAGCAAAAAAUAACAUUUUUCAGCUCGACAGCACAAGGAGGCGGAGUGGCUCUAAUGAGGCAUUCUUUGGUUCGGUACCUGCAAAUAAUCAAUGUUGAUGUGGCGUGGCAUGUGUGCACUCCAAGUACUUCUGUCUUUAACAUAACAAAAAUGAAGGUGCACAAUGUUUUGCAGAAUGCAUUCAAUAACAGCAUACAGACAAAAGGCGAAUUAGAGGCAAAUUUACAAGAAGGUGAAGAAAGUGUAUGGUUAAGUGAGGAUGACAAGGCAAAGAUAGAUGGGUGGAUAGAAUCAAACUAUACCCAGCACUGGAAGGAAAGAAUUCAGGAGAGUACAGUUGUAGUACUAGAUGAUCAUCAGGUCUCUAGACUUGCAAAAGUCAUAAAGAAAGAUGCACCAAAUGUCUUGAUAAUCUACAGAUCGCAUAUUCAGAUACGAACUGACCUUAUAGGAAAGAGCACAGAUCCAAAUAAUCUCACUGCAAUGGAUAAUCUUUGGCAAUUUCUGUGGGAGAGUCUUACGCACGCAGAUUACUUUGUAAGUCAUCCAUUUGAAGAGACAGUCCCAAAAGAUGUUCCUGCGCAUAAAGUGAUAUUUCAGCCUGCUGGAACAAAUCAGCUUGAUGGACUGAAUAAGCCACUUGGUCUUCUUGCAAAGACAUACUACCAACGGCUUUUUAAUGACAUAUGCACAAGAAAUGGCGAGAACACAGUUGACUUUAACAGGAAAUAUAUUGUGCAGGUUGCCAGGUUUGACCCAUCAAAGGGCAUUAAUGAUCUUCUUGAUGCGUACUAUGGCUUGUUCUGCAUGCACAGGAAGGCCUUCCCAGAAAAAGAGUUUGACAUUGGGCUGGUGUUUUGUGGGCACGGGAGUGUUGAUGACCCGGAGGCUGUGGUUAUUUUUCAUGCUCUUUCAAAGAGGCUUGAGUCAGAGAAGUUCCAGGAGAUUAGGCAUCUUAUCACAAAGAUUUCUCUUCCUCCGGUUGACCAGCUGCUUAAUGUGAUUCUGCGGAAUGCAUAUGUUGCAUGCCAGCUCAGCACAGCAGAAGGAUUUGAAGUGAAAGUGACAGAGUCUCUGAUGAAGCAGGUGCCUGUUGUCGUCUACAACGUAGGAGGGCUUCCUUUGCAGGUACGGGAUGGCGUGAAUGGGUAUAUCAUAGAGAAGGGAAAUAUUGCAGAAGUGUCUUCUAGGCUGUUUCAGCUUCUAACAGAUGAGAAGCACUAUAAACACAUCAAAGAAGGAAUAAAUCCAAAGGACUUCAUAGGAAUUACCACUCCAUUCCAGGCCCUCUUCUGGCUCAAGAUGAGCAAUAGAAGUAUUACUCCAAAGUCACAGCGAUACUAUAAGGACUUUGCUGAGAAGUAUCUGAAGUAA